UAUAAUGGCGCUAUUUAUCCCAUUGAAUGCACAUUUCUAGAUAUUACGUUUGUAGAAUGUUAUGUUCCACAUAAACGAUACUCUUUGUUUCGCUGCUCUAGAUGCUUUUCGCAUCAAAUAGUUUUGACCGGGAUUCUUGGGCUGAUGCUACCGCUAAUGUUAGGCAAGAUGUAGCAUUGACAAACGCAUAUCUAGCUUUAGUUUUCAGGUAAGUAGUGGUAGAAGUAGAAUUGAUCAGGCCUAUGUUCCCUCCUUAGAGGACAUCUCGCCUCUUACGGAGCAGACAGUCCCUGCAAGUAACAUUUUAUCUAUAAUACAUCCACCUGACCAUAUUGCCCACGGACAGUAUUUCUUCUGGCACAAUGUCCAAGUCCAUCGAUCCUCCAGUGGAACAAAUCAACGCGUUUGGGGACCAUGGACCACUGCGCAGGAUCAUUGCUGAAGACCCAGAGUGGUCCCUUGCUCUGGUGCCUCCCUUAUCCAUACUCUGCCUGCAAAACAUCGUGACAAACUUCGAGGAAAAGCAGACCAUCGAAGAGCUGCUGCCCGCUCAUAAGGAGUACGUGCUGGGCCGGCUGCCCCCCUCCCUGCCGCUGCACGUCACCGCCAACCUGAUCUCGGACCCGGGCUACUGGCGCCGCUGCUGCGUGCAGCGCUGGAACCCCUGCGACGUGUCCCAGUAUGGCCACAGCUGGAAGCGCAUGUUCUUCGAGAAGCACCUGGAGAACCUGCUGGAGCUGUUCAUCCCGGACGUGACGCCGCCGCAAUCCAUCCUGGAGCUGGUGCCCCUGUGCAGGGACUACGUCCUCAGGCUGGACGUCUCCCAGCUGCUGCCCCCCAUCAAGGAGCCCGGGAACCCCGGGAGGGAGAGGCCGCGCGAGGAGCAGCAGCAGGAGGAGGAGGAGGGGGAGGAGGAGCAGGAGGAGGAGGAGGACGCGGCCAGCGACGUGGGUCCGUCGAUGGACCACUUUGACUUCGGCCUGCUGUUGGACCAGCUCAGCCGCCUGGAGGAGCUGCGGCUGGUUUACAGGGUCCGGGGCUGCGGCAUGAACUUUGAGUGGAACCUGUUUGAGUUCACGCUCCGCGACUGCGAGGCCCUGGCGAGAGCGCUCAAGUCCUGCCACACCUUGAAGGUCCUGAGGCUUUGCCAGAGCAAAGUGGAGGACGAGCGCUGCCGGAUCCUGGCCCUCCACCUGCUGGACCACCCGUCGCUACUCGAGCUGGACCUCUCCCACAACCUCAUCGGCGACCGAGGGGCCCGGGCCAUCGCCAAGCUGCUGUCCAGGAGCCGCCUGGAGGGCCUCGACCUGUACGACAACGAGGUCGCGGGCCCCGGCGGGCGGGCCAUCGCCCACGCGCUGUCCCGGAGCGCCACCCUCCGCAGCCUCAACCUGCGGCUGAACCGGUUGGGGGACGAGGGCGGACGGGCCGUCGGCCAAGCUCUGCUGACCAAUCGCACACUCCGCCGGCUGCACCUGGGCGCCAACGAGAUGGGAGAGGCCAGCGCCGCCGUGCUGGCGCAGGUGCUGGUCCAGAACGACACGCUGACCAGCAUCAACCUCUCCUGCAACAGCCUGGGCGCGGAUGGAGGUAAGAUUCUGGAAGACGCGAUGUCCCAUAACAACGCCGUGACGGAGUUUGACGUCCGACUGACGGAGGUGGGCGAGGGGAGCGAGGCCUUUAUCGGCCAGAGGGUGCGAAGCAAUCAGGGCAGGGUGCGUGAGCAUCCCGCCUGAGAGAACGCCAACGGCAAGUAGACUGUGUGAUUCAACACAGUAAAACCUGAACGAUGCUCACACACUCAUGGUUCCCACCGCUCUUCUGUUCACCUCUUGCGGGGGAGAAUGACAAAACGGAAUAGAGAUUGAAUCUUUGAA
Gadus morhua (Atlantic cod) is the source of this 1877-nucleotide messenger RNA. It is a transcript of the gene drc5, whose product is annotated as dynein regulatory complex subunit 5. The transcript has 4 exons. The record is from RefSeq and is a predicted model, not a curated record. NCBI's taxonomy places the organism in Eukaryota, Metazoa, Chordata, Actinopteri, Gadiformes, Gadidae. The coding region runs from base 363 to 1736 and encodes 457 amino acids. Gene Ontology annotation, molecular function: protein binding.